Messenger RNA from Serendipita indica DSM 11827, 873 nucleotides. The record is from the annotation of a GenBank genome assembly. NCBI's taxonomy places the organism in Eukaryota, Fungi, Basidiomycota, Agaricomycetes, Sebacinales, Serendipitaceae.
AUGAACGAAACCGCACAAACCGCGAAUUUGGCAAAGAUUUAUGCACCAGGCCUGCUCAACGACGUGUCGGUGGUCGAAGAAGGUGACGGGACGACACACUGCUGGUAUUUGGGAUAUGGCUCAAAUAUGUCCGAAACGAGUUUCCUCCGACGGCGCGGAAUUCGACCACUCAAGACUGUCGUCGUACACUGUCCGACCCUCGACCUUGCAUUCAACCUUCCAGGCCUGCCUUAUGUCGAACCUCGUUUUGCCAACGUAAUCCGGUAUGCAGACGAAAAGGAAAUCUCGGCUGCACCUGAACAUCCCUGGGGCAAGGGACUCAUCGGUGUCGCAUACUAUGUGACAGUAGAAGAGAUGGCAACGAUCCUCAGGACAGAAGGCGGAGGGUCGAGCUACCAAGUCAUCCAAGUCGACUGCCACGAGAUACAACCUGAAAAGGCGCAAAACGGGGAAGCGAUCCAGGUUAAUGGAGAGACUGGAAAACGACGGACGAUCCGAGCCAACACGCUCUAUUGCAGUGACCCCGCACGACUGAGAACGCAGCUUGGACAGCCCUCGCCACGGUACAUGAACCUAUUACGCACCGGCGCUCGAGAGAAAUCGCUUCCUGAGGAAUACAUCAAGUAUCUAGACGCGGUCGAUACGUACCGCCGUACCAGCAUCCGCCAAACGAUUGGCUUGACCAUCUUUGUCCUCAUGAUCCUCCCAUUCUUCCUCUUUGGGGUCGUACUCGGUCGUAUCUUUCAAAAGAAGAAUGGAGAAGCGCCGAAAUGGGCUCAGAAGAUCACGCGCACUGUAUUUGGUGCUGGCUGGAAAGCGCACGACGCCAUAUUCAGACCCAUCUUUGGCAAUGGAGAGGUUUCGUCCAACUAA